Messenger RNA from Branchiostoma floridae (Florida lancelet), 5238 nucleotides. RefSeq names its product DNA excision repair protein ERCC-6-like. Lineage: Eukaryota; Metazoa; Chordata; Leptocardii; Amphioxiformes; Branchiostomatidae. The transcript is spliced from 28 exons. Gene Ontology annotation, molecular function: DNA translocase activity; ATP-dependent chromatin remodeler activity; protein binding. The record is from RefSeq and is a predicted model, not a curated record. The coding region runs from base 138 to 4673 and encodes 1511 amino acids.
AUUAUGCAAUCACGUGACACAAUAGCGCCAUUUUGAAAAUUUCAGUCGUGGAGGUUCGUGUUCAGACGUGGUCUUGCUGAAGUUUGCGCGGCGUCGUCUUCGUUCAGCGCGGCCCAGACAGGAGAGAAAGAGGAAACAUGAGUAUAAACAGCACAGCAGAGGCUGUGGGUAGGAUGAGACUGGAAGAUGGCGAUUUUGCCAAGCCCAGACCAUCAGGUAUGGGCAUGAUGGAUGCUUCAUCGAAGGCUCUCUUCAACAAGCUGAUCAUGAGAGCCAAGCAAGAGCAGGAGAAAGGAAACCUUCAGAAGGCCCUACAGAAGUUCAGGGAGGCACAGAAGGUUUAUCCCACAGACAAAUUGCUGAAGAAGAUCAAGAAAAUAGAGGCAUACCUCCUGCUGAGUGAGGAAGAGGAAGAGGAGGAACAGCAGGAUGACGGAAUGGUGAUGGUGACAGAAGGUCUAAAACUGCCCAAGGGCGUUUACAACAACCUCUACCCCUACCAACAGGACUGUGUCAAGUGGUUUCACAGCCUGGCUGUCAAACGGAAGGGAGGGAUACUCGGAGAUGAUAUGGGGUUGGGUAAGACGGUGCAAGUCACAGCCUUCCUUUAUGGAAUGUUUCUCCAAGAGAAGAUCCACAGUGUACUUAUCAUCUUGCCUGUGGCGCUAAUCACUAACUGGGAGAGAGAACUGGAAAAAUGGUCUUCAGGAGAAAUCCGAGUGAAACAGUUCCACGGAACCAGCGUGAGAGAGCGAGGCAGGAACCUGGAGCGUGUGCAGAGGAAGGGAGGUGUGGUCCUCACCAGCUACGGCAUGGUCUCCAACAACUGGGAACAGCUCGCCAAGAUCGACUACAAGGAGUUCGUCUGGGACUACGUCAUUCUUGACGAGGGCCACAAGAUAAAGAACCCCACCAAGACGACGAAAGCCUGCCACGCCAUCCCGGCCAGGAACAGGUUCAUCUUGACUGGGACUCCCAUACAGAACAACCUCCGGGAGAUGUGGUCUCUGUUUGACUUCGUGUCUCAAGGCACGCUCCUCGGGACGGCCAAGACCUUCAAGAUGGAGUAUGAGAACCCCAUCACAAGGGCCAGAGAGAAGGACGCCACGGCAGGUGAGAUCCACCUGGGGAACCGGAUGUCGGAGAGCCUUAGGCAGCUCAUCGCCCCGUACUUCCUGAGGAGGACCAAGGCCGAGGUCAUGCCCAAGGACAAGGAGAACGCUGACCCUAACGAGAGCACUGGAACGGACCAGGAACAAGCUUCAGGGAACUCCUUCCCUUCUCUGGAGCGGAAGAAUGACCUGAUCCUGUGGGUGAUCCUGUCCCGCGCCCAGCAGCAGAUCUACAAGGACUUCCUCAGUCUGGACAGGGUUAAAGAGAUGCUGAUGACGACCAGGUCACCGCUGGCAGAGCUGAAUGUGCUGAAGAAGAUCUGUGACCACCCCCGCCUCCUGUCCACCCUGGCGUGUGCACAACUCGGCCUGGAUGGAGAAGAUGGAAUGGACCCAGAAGAUGUAGACAACAUGGCUCACGAGGUGGCAGCCAACAGCAUCGAGAACAUCUCCACAGAUCAGCUCAUGGCGGAGUCAGGCAAGACGUGUGUCUUAGUGGAGCUGUUGGAACGUCUUAAGGAGGAAGGUCACCAGACGCUCGUCUUCUCACAGUCAAGGAAGAUGCUGGACAUUAUCCAGAAGAUCUUGAAGAGCAGGGGCUUCAAAGUGAUGAGGAUUGACGGCACCAUCACCAAGCUGGAGGAUCGAGACAAGCGGAUCCGCAGGUUCCAGAGCGACCCUUCCUGGAGUGUUUUCCUGCUCACCACACAGGUUGGUGGCGUUGGGUUGAACUUGACGGCAGCAGACAGGGUGGUCAUAUAUGACCCCAGUUGGAACCCGGCCACGGAUGCGCAGGCAGUAGACAGGGCAUACCGUAUUGGGCAGAAGAAGUCAGUUGUCAUCUACCGCUUCAUCACCUGUGGAUCAGUGGAGGAGAAGAUCUACAGAAGACAGGUGUUCAAGGAGUCGGUCACCAGGCAGACCACUGGAGCCUGCAAGGACCCCUUCAGGUACUUCUCCAGACAGGACCUUCGAGAGCUGUUUGUGAUGGACAACCCAGAACAUUCCACCACACAGGAGCAGCUGGCACAGAUGCACUCACAGAACAGGAAGUCUGACACGAACUUGGAUGAGCACAUCGCCUACCUCCACUCUCUGGGAAUAUUCGGCAUCAGCGAUCACGACUUGCUGUACACCAAACAGGCUGACCAUGAGGAACUACCAGAAGGCCAGGAGUACAUUCAACAGAGGGUUCACAAGGCCCGUGAGCUGGUAUUGGCGGAGUCUCAGCUCCACCGCCAGAUGAACGAGAUGCGCCAAACGACGACAGAGGCCAGCUUCCUGCGCCGCCACGGAGGGAAGCAGCCGGGACAGGAGCUGACUGGCGCCGCGGGAACUCAGGACGGUUUCCCCGACAACCUACCCGCGAUGUUCCAGCCCAGCCAGGACCACAACCCGCGCAAUAUGCUCAACAAACCCAAGGCCAGGACCGUGAGCAGCGAUGACUACACUGACAGCCCUGUGCGCCCAGCUGACCUGCCAGGACAGUUCAUCGACCUCAGGCAGGAAACUGAAGAGGAGCAGGCACAGCAGCUGGAGAAGAGUUUUGCCAAGAUCAGCAUCAGCAGCCAGGAGAAGGAGGAUGAGGAAGAGCAGGAGUACGGAAACAGCUCUGAAGAAGCUGACCAAGAGGAUGCUGAAAACGAGCAGCUACAGAUGGCCCUGGCACUGUCCCUGCAGGACAACCCUCAGCAGAGCCUCAAGACUUCCACAAGAGAACCUCUCACCAAUGGACUCAACAUCAGCAGGCAGAAAGAUGAGGGAGACAUUUCCAAACAGGGCGACAUGUUCAUGGAGGAUUCCAUCGUCUCCGUUGACGACGACCGAGCCACGCCUGGACUGAACCAGGCCCUGUUCACCAGCAGUGACAGUCUACAGUUUGUGGCAGACAGCGGAGACGAGGACACAUCACGAGGACAGCCCAGCUCCAGGUCCUCCUCCAGACCAGUGUCCAGGGGAGAUGUUUUUGUCAUCGAGGACUCGGAACCGGAGGAUUCAGGUAGUGAUGAUGAUGUGCCCGUAGUUUCCACAGCACUUCCUUCUAGAGAGGCUGUCAUCAAUGUGAACGAUGCAGAAGAAGAGGGUAUCACACACGAGGAGUCUCCUCACAACACAGAAGAAAAGAAACGAGAGUUGAAUGCAUCAGUUGCCAUGGAUACGCAGCAUCCGGAUGAUGCAAGUGGUGAGGAGGGAACAGAAGAUGAAGAUGACAGCCAACACCUUCAAGAUGAAAGCCAUGCCCUUCAAGAAGAUGACAGCAGAUCAAAAAGCGCUGCUACUGCUGUUGUUUCUGAUGACAGUGAAGAAGAGAGUGAACCAGCUGGCACCAUCGACCAGGACCCAAAGCAGACAGACAGGAAAAGCUUUUCCUCUGAGCUUGAAGGGCACAACAGGUCAUCACUGGGGCACAGCAGGUCGUCACUGGGGCACAACGGAUCCUCACUCGGGCACAACGGAGCGUCGCUGGACGACAGUCUCAUCAAAAGUGCCAGAAGGCGGCCCCGGCCUCGUGUGAUCGACUCCGAUUCUGAAGACGACAGCCAUGACUUGAGCAGAGACGAAAACAGCCCCGAAGUUCAUAGCCACAGCCAAUCCAACAGUUCAGGAGAUGACCAAGAGUCCAUGGAGGAGAGCAACAACUCGUCCAGAAGUCCAGAGAAAAGACGGAACAAACAGAAAGCGACAAUCCUAUCUGGCAGUGAGGAAGACUUGAACAGUGAAGAGAACAGCCCCAAAGAUUAUUGUAGCCAGUCUGAUAUUUUUGAAGAUGACCAAGAGACAGUGGAGGAGAGCAACAACUUGUCCACAGCCAGCAGCCCUGGGGAAAGGAGAAACAAACAGAAAGCUACAAUCCUAUCCGGCAGUGAGGAGGACUUGCACAGCGACGAGAACAACCAGUCAGAUGACUCAGGAGAUGGUGAAGAGUCAGUGGAGGAGGCCAACAACUCGUCCACAGCCAGCAGUCCUGGGAAAAAGAGAAACAAUCAGAAAGCUACAAUCCUAUCCGGCAGUGAGGAGGACUUGCACAGUGAUGAUAACAGCCAGUCUGAUGAUGAAUCAUUGGAGGAGGACAACAACUUGUCCACAGCCAGAAGUCCUGGAAAGAAGAGAACCAAUCAGAGACCUGCAGUCCUGUCAGGCAGUGAAGAGGAAGAAGAAGCUGAAGAUGAUAGCUUUAUUGUGGCUGAUGAGGAGGACUCUAACACUGGAGAUGCUGAGACUGAUGAUGAUGAUGAGUCUAUCACACUGGACCAUAAAGACAAAGAUGAGAAGCAAGGGCAGGAGGAGGAGGAGGAGGAAGAAGAUGCAGAGAGCUCUGGAAUGGAAGACGAGGAGGAGUAUUACUCUCCUGAGGAAAACAGCUUGCUUGAAGAUGCAGCCCCACAGCCAGACAGGACCUACAAGGAGCUUGUGGAGCAGGGAAGGAAGCUCGAGGCAGACGGUAGCCUGCAGGAUGCCCUGAACCACUACCUGCAGGCCCUGGACAUGGAAGGAGACGACCCAACUCUGCAGAUGGCUGCUUUAAAACUGGCCCAGAAAUUACACACCGGGAAAAAGUGAUCUGGUACAACAGGGUACAACCUCACAGAUGUAUUUGAUGUCUAAGUUAACUUGAUACUACAUGUACUUUUGAUUAUGCCUUUGUGUCAUUUCUACCAGUGGAUUUGUUUGUCUCUUCCUUGCUGUCAAUGUUGUUAACAUGCGUGGAGUCUCGGGGAAAACCAGAGAUACAUUCUUUUGUGAUAAUGUCCCUAGACUUUCACUUUUGUAAACCCUUUCUUCUUUUUUUACUGAUUUAAAAGAUAUACUGAAUAGAGGUACAUGUAGAUACUUGCCAAGGCCACCAAGGAUAGUAUAGGUUUUCUGUCACAAGCCAAUUUCUUCAUUCAAAAUGUUUCAGAAAUCUGUAGUCACCAGAUGGCAAUAUGGCAAUGUUCUGUAUGAUUAGUGGAAGCUAUCUUCUUUGUUUCUUUUUGACAAGUUUGUUCCUCUAUAAAUCCCUCUGGAAAUUUCUGUACAUGAUCAUUUCUGUAUAUCAUCUAUUCUGUAUGAUCAGAUAACCUAUGUAUAAUACUAAGAGGAAAGGUACAAAGUACAAGGGUAGCCUGUUUUAGAAUCAUCUUGU